GUCAGUCACCCGUAUACGUGGAAAAUAAAUUUUCUCUCGCUUUCUCACGCGGGUCGCGAGGAACUCUCUCUCUCUCUCUGUGCACACCCCGGGAGGAGGAACCGAGGGAGGAGGACAAGUCAGAGCAAGGGGCCUCGACGGCGGCGAAGCCCUCCAACUCACAGGCGCCAUGUCGAUGUCACUGUUCCCUGGGAUGGAUCUUACGAAAAUGGAUGCUCCUACUCUUACCCUCCUUGGAGCAGCCUGCUGUGUAAUGCUAUCGAUGCAUUUUACAGUACAGUUGGUGUCGCAGCAUCUUUUCUAUUGGAAGAAUCCCAAGGAGCAGAAGGCUAUACUUAUUAUCGUUCUCAUGGCUCCCUUAUAUGCUAUAAAUUCCUUUGUUGGUCUUCUGGAUAUCAAGGGAAGCAAAACAUUUUUCACUUUCUUGGAUGCUGUCAAAGAAUGCUACGAGGCACUGGCUAUUGCUAAGUUUAUGGCACUGAUGUACAGCUAUUUGAAUAUAUCUAUUAGUAAGAACAUAGUUCCUGAUGAGAUCAAAGGGAGGGUGCUUCAUCAUUCCUUCCCUGUUUCCCUUUUCCUGCCCCGCAAUGUUCGAUUGGAGCAUAAAACACUGAAGCUUCUGAAGUACUGGACCUGGCAAUUUGUUGUUGUUAGGCCCAUAUGCGCCAUUCUAAUGAUUACUCUUCAGCUUCUUGGUCUGUACCCCAGUUGGGUCAGCUGGACAUUCACAAUCAUACUGAACUUUUCAGUCUCCAUGGCAUUAUACGCACUGGUUAUUUUCUACCACUUGUUUGCAAAAGAGCUGGCACCUCACAAACCUCUUGCAAAAUUCUUAUGCAUCAAAGGGAUUGUCUUCUUCUCUUUCUGGCAGGGUUUUGCAUUAGAGGUUUUAGCUGCCGUAGGGAUCAUUCAGUCCCACCAUUUCUGGUUGGACGUGGAGCACAUCCAGGAGGCAAUCCAGAAUGUCUUGGUGAUCAUCGAAAUGGUCUUCUUCUCCGUUCUCCAACAAUAUGCUUACCAUGUUGCUCCAUACAGCGGGGCUGACAGGGCGAAAUUCGAGAAGAAGAAUGAAUGAUCCAGGUUUUGUACUGAGUAAUACCCUCCAGCUCUUGUAUGAUAUCUCUCUGUAUGGACUCACAGUGUUAUAAACUCAGUGUUUCUUAUGCACACGAGUAGAGUAAGUACAUUACAAUCAUUAGAAAGCUAGAGGUGCCUGAAUAAGUGGUGGUUUCGUCUUGUUGUACACAAUAUCAUGUUGGACUGAGGAUCUUGUGUGUACACUGUACAGUGCAGCCUUUGGAGGCAAGCAAAUCCAUUAUCAAUAAAGCUAUGUACUUCCAAGUGCCAA
Molecule: messenger RNA, 1348 nt
Organism: Oryza sativa Japonica Group (Japanese rice)
Lineage: Eukaryota; Viridiplantae; Streptophyta; Magnoliopsida; Poales; Poaceae
Biological process (GO): transport
Cellular component (GO): membrane
Molecular function (GO): transporter activity
Source: RefSeq, a predicted model, not a curated record